UUAAGAUUCAGGAGUGAGGGCCAGCAGAGCUUAGAAAGACAACCCUCACAAUCUGCAUCCACUCCUGGCUUCACUGACUGUAACAAACCACCCAGAAACUGAAUACCUCAAUAAACAAAAAGGGAUCUCUUAAGAGGUGACAUGAACCUUGAAGAGUAUUUUGCAAGAACUGGCUAUAAAGGCUCCCUUGAAAAGCGAGAUUUGGAAACCUUAACUGAUAUAUUCCAGCACCACAUCCGCGCUGUUCCCUUUGAAAACCUCAGCAUCCACUGUGGCGAGAAAAUUACUUUGGAACUGGAGCAUGUUUACAACAAAAUCGUGCGGAGGAAGCGGGGGGGCUGGUGCAUGGAAAACAACCAGCUGCUGGGCUGGGUCCUGAAGUGCCUGGGGUACGACACCAGCUUCCUGGGAGCGUAUGUGUUCAACCCCCACCAAAACACAUAUGCCACCCUCAUGACCCAUCUCCUGGUAAAGGUAGUCAUUGAUGGCAAAGCCUACAUCGUUGACGGAGGCUUUGGUGUGUCCUAUCAGAUGUGGCAGCCCAUGGAGCUCGUGUCGGGGAAAGACCAGCCCCAGGCUCCCGGCGUCUUCCGCUUCACGGAAAAAAACGCUGUCUGGUACCUUGAGAAAAUGAGACGGAAACAGUGUAUCCCCAACCAGAACUUCUCUAAUUCUGACCUGCUGGAGAAAAAAGAGUGUCGGAAGGUUUAUAUGUUCAGCCUUGAGCCACGGACAGUGGAAGAUUUCCGUUUCCAGUGCACGUACCUUCAGACCUCUCCAGAUUCCCUCUUUACAAAGAAGUCCAUCUGCACCCUCCAGACCACCGACGGCUUCCGAGCGCUAAUUGGGUGGACAUUCACUGAGACCACGUACAACUACAAGGAAAACAUGGAUCUGGUGGAGUUUGUAACUCUUGAAGAUGAAGAGGUGGAAAAAACCCUCAAAGAGAAAUUCAACAUUACCCUAGAUAGAAAACUCGUCCCAAUUAAUGUUAAAGGAUCUUACACAAUCUAGAUGAUCAGGAAAACCUACAACAAUGCUACGUAGGUACAGUACCUUCCACUGUCUGUGCAAUCCCUUCUGCAAGGUUAUGGGAUUCAUUUACAGGUGACUGAAAGACAAAUACAUUAAUAUGGGAUUAAAGUGAAUUUCACUUUGGGAAAAAUUAGGAAUUUAAGACUCUUGAGUCAGUCAGAUAGAAUUAUUUGCUGCGAGAUGACUGCCGUUUAAUUUUUGGCAUGAAUGUAGGAUCUGAUUUGAAUCUGGUUAUAAGCUUGGGUAAGAAAUAUGUCUGGGGUAUAUUGGACUGCCUGUAGCACACAAAUAGGAGUAUGGAUUAUUGAUUGUGAUGUGCUGCCAACACAUUUUCUGUGGUUUUUAUAGGGAGACAAGUCAUCUGUGAGCAUUUAGACAAUGAAGUACACAUUUAAAACUUCAUUUUUCAUAAGAUCCGACCACUCACCACUCAUGUCAUUUCUCUGCCUUUGUCAUCUUUGAAAGGAGCAUUGGGAGGCAUAAUUCUUUUGCCAUCAUCCUUAGUACAACAUAGUACAAAAUGAAAAUUAUCAUCAUGUGCAUCCUUUUGGCCAUUACUGCAGUAAACCAAACUACCAAAAAGUAAUUUUUGGUAUGUACAGAUUUUUCUGGUGAUGAAAAUUCUAUAUAUUGCAGUGUUAUUGUGGCUGAUGGGCUCUAAGGAGAUAACUACAAGCUUUGCUUCUGAUAGGUAAUCAUCCUAUAAAUGGUGAUUAAACGUCACAGCUGGCUUAGAUUUACUUUUGUCCCAAAAGGGGUAGAAAUGUUGUAUUUUUAGUAUUUCAUUUUAUUUGUAUAACAAAGGUAGAACAAUGAAGCUAAGCCCACUAUAUCCUUAAUUCUCUACUCUCUGUGUAUAGCAAACAUAAGAGUCCAUGUAGCUGUCCUGCAUGGGAACUGCUUAGCACAGGAGCUUAAAUGUCACAAGGGAGUUUGCUCAUCUGUAUCAAAGUGAAAACAAAACCAGGAGCCAGCCAAAUCUAAAAGAAACUCUUUCUUUUGAAUUAUUUCACAAUCACGUUUCCCCAUUUUUAAAAAAAUAUUGUUCCUCCUACCAUGCUUCUCUGCAAAAAGCCCAACCAAAGGGAAACAUUCUUAAAUACAUACAAAAAUAGCAGAAGCAGUGAAAAACACUCUUUCUCCCCAGUCUAUGAUAAGCCUGAGUAUUGGUCAAAUGUUGAUUCCUCCCACUGAUAGUGUAUUUUUGCUCAAAGGCAUCACCUGAUCGUUAAUCUCACAAAUGCUGUAAGUGUAUACCAGAAAAUAAAUAAAAGGAGAAUAAAACCAUUAA
Pseudopipra pipra is the source of this 2326-nucleotide messenger RNA. RefSeq names its product arylamine N-acetyltransferase, pineal gland isozyme NAT-10. The record is from RefSeq and is a predicted model, not a curated record. The coding region runs from base 142 to 1014 and encodes 290 amino acids. Gene Ontology annotation, molecular function: arylamine N-acetyltransferase activity. The transcript has 2 exons. NCBI's taxonomy places the organism in Eukaryota, Metazoa, Chordata, Aves, Passeriformes, Pipridae.